This is a messenger RNA of Dendronephthya gigantea, 5741 nucleotides long. RefSeq lists its product as uncharacterized. Bases 1668 to 2609 code for a protein of 313 amino acids. Lineage: Eukaryota; Metazoa; Cnidaria; Anthozoa; Malacalcyonacea; Nephtheidae. The transcript has 9 exons. The record is from RefSeq and is a predicted model, not a curated record.
UCGAGUCCGUACAACAGCACAUUGCAAAUUAGCAAAAUUGCUCGGGGAGAAUUUUGUUAAUCCACAUCGUCAUGAAAAGGAGUUGCAUAUCGGAUAGAAACUAGGGUGGUGUUCCCUAUUUGUAUUGUUUAGAGAGUGAAAAGCUGCGCGUGGAAGAACAAGGCACUCAUCUUGGUUUCGCUUCCUUCUCAAGCGACAACCGAACUAGAGAAUUAUUGGAGGUUGGCGAAAUUAAGAACAAAACAUUGUUGAUGCGGUGGCUGGAUAGAAUUGACUUUAAAAAUAAUACGAGCGGCAAUACGGUGUUAAAAUGUAUGGGGAAAAAUUAUUUGGCUAACGCUAGAUGGAGAACAUCGUGAUGUUGCACGGAGAAGUUUGGAUCUUGUCAGCGAAAACGUGAAAAAUGUUAAAACUGACGGUAUCGAAUAUGCAAAUUUCUCGUAUCACAGAGCUUGUUAUUCGGCAUUGACAAAUAAUGUUCACAUCAAACGAGCUCAAGUGCGGUGUCAGGAUGAAAAAAAAGAACGUAAAGCAGUUGAACUCUCAUCUUCUGUUGGUGAAAUUGACGAAACAGAACCAGAAGAAGUUCAACCUUCGAAAAAGAUGCUGCGGUCUAAUCUGGGUUCCGCCUCAACGAGUUCGGCAGUAAGAUCAAGGAAUCCGCACGUGUUGCUGCACAUUUGUAUUAUUUGCAAGAGAGAAAAGUCUUACUUCACUGAAUCGAAACGGUUGAUGGGGGGAAAUUCAAGGAAGCUGCAACAAGGAAAAAUGAUGAAAGUGUUUUAAUACAAAUUGCUAAUAAGGACAUGGUAGCUUUGGAAGUGAAAUACCAUAAACGUUGCUAUGAAAAGUAUACAUCAUUUCUGACAGUCAAAUGAGAAAGAAACAGAAAAACAUGAAUGCAAAUAUGAGAAGUCCUUUGAUGUUUUCUGUAUGGAGUUUGUGAAUGCAAGAAUUAUUAGACAAGAUAAUAUAUUCUACAUGAAGAAACUGACGAAAGAGUUCAUCAAGACUGUGCGACGCGUUGAAAAAGAGGAUGCCUCGAGUUAUAGAUCCUUCCGACUGAAGAAGCGCUUGCGUAAAAGGUUUCCACAACUUGUAUUUCAUAGACCAAAGGUUCGAUCUAAGAGUGAGAUUGUUUAUGCAGAAUGUCUUAGUCAAGCAAGUGUAGCAGAAAGUUUCAUGGGCAAUAAUGAAGAAACAUCUCAGAGCUCACAAGAGUCAGAUUCUUUUGAAAUUGAUGGUGAAGGAUAUGCAAAUAUGCAUGAUAGGAGAGCAACACUGAAAGAAUUGUAUACAGUAGGCAUGACAUUAAAGAGUGAGUUGCAAGACUAAGCAUCCACUUGGUAUGAAAACUGGCCACCACUUGCAUCGGAUAUUACUGCUGAAAAUGUUCGAAAAGUGGCAAAACCUUGCUUGUUUAAUUUUAUGACAUGGCUGCUAGGGUUUUCAGAUGACCCAGAGGAUACUGAUUACAUUGAAUUCGAAGAGAAAACAACAGCAAAGGUUUUUUCUCUAUGCCAAGACUUAGUGUAUGUUGCUAAUAAAGGGAAAGUACAGACACCAAAAUCCCUAGCAUUGGCAAUAGCUGUUCGGCAAAUAUUUGGCUGUUCUGGCUUAUUAAUAUUUUAAAUGGUUUUGGACAUUGUGUAUCACUAUCAUCAACCAUGGCCUAUGACUCUGCAAUUGCUCAAACAACAAUUAACACAUCAAACAUUCUUCAAAGGGAAUUUGUUGCAACCGAGUAUGUCAACUUGGUUUACGACAACAUAGAUUUUGGAGAGGAGAUUGAAAAGCAGACUCAUGUAACCAAUGGUAUCAUUACACAAAGAGUCUCAGUUCAAACACCAUUGAAUUCAUCAGAACACCCAUCAACUGCUAUUAAAAAGACACAACGCACAGUAAAAAUGCCUUCAACUGACAUUGUGCCUUACAGUAUAGGAGUAAAGAUGACACCAGAAUUUCAAACUGUUGAACUGGAUCCUGAAUAUCUAGAACUUUUGUUCAAAGAAGAUCCCGCGAUUAAUGCUUAUAAACUGGACUUAGCAUAUAUUUUAGUAAAGUAUAUAUGUUCUUCAGAUGAGGAAGUAUUGCCAGGAUGGACUGGAUUUAACACCAUGCUUUGUAGUAAUGAAACACCUGAUGUAUCCAGAGUUGGAUAUUUACCAGUCAUUGAUGGAUCCCCAACAGAAUAUUCAACCAUCAACACAAUCCUCACACGGAGUACUGAGAUUGCAGAUAAAUUAGAGCUGAGAUAUGCUGUGUUAGUUUUCGAUGAAGCUGUUUAUGCUAAAGUACAACAUGUUCGCUGGAAAGAAGAGACAUUCUUAAAUCGGUUUGUUGUUAGCCUUAGUGAGUUUCACACCAUCAUGUGUUACCUUUCUGCCAUGUCAAAGAUCUUUGAAGAUGGAGGCUUAAAGGAUGCAUUUAUUGAAUCUGGUAUUGUGAGUGAAGGAUCAAUCAAAGGUAUUCUCUCUGGCAAGCAUUACAACCGGGCUGUGUCAUGUCACAAGAUUAUGUAUGAAGCACUUCAACGUCUAAGGUUUCAAGCUUUUCUGGAUUCCAUGACGGAAAAAGACCAUGCAGGACGAUAUUUCUUCAUUCAUUGAGAGUAUGGCAAAUUCAUUUCCACACGACAAGUUCCUUACUGAUGGCAUUGAAAAUCCAAAGAUGCUGCAAAUAUUACAAGCAUGUGAGUGGUUCAUUAACGAUAUGUGUAGUAAAUCUAGAACAUUUUCAUUUUGGAGCAUGUAUAUCAAGAUGGCAGGUGUACUACUGAUGUUUAUUAGAGCAACAAGAGAAGUAAAUUGGGAUCUCCACUUAGCAGCUUUCAGAGCUAUGCUUCCAUGGUUUUUUAUUUGUGAUAGAGUCAAUUAUUCCAAAUAUGGCUCGGCAUAUAUGCUAGAGAUGACCGCAUUGGAAAGUACGCACCCAGGAAUUCAUGAAGAAAUCUCUAAGAACUUUGCUGUUCAGCGUCAAAGCAGACACGGUUUCUCUGCAGUUGCAUGUGACCAGACAAUAGAGCAGACUACAAACAGGGAUUCUAAAACGAAAGGUGGUUUGAUUGGGUUUUCAAUGAAUCGUUCAACUGUUCAUAGAUGGCUACUCUCGCAAUCAGAAAGAGCUUCAAUAACAAACAAGUGCAAAGAUAUGGCUGGAAAUAGUUGUAUACCAAGAAAUCGCAAAGAUCUUGAUCAUACAAAGUGCAAGCGCCAUGAGAAAUCUGUCAAUGAUGUGAUGAGUACAAUUUCGAGUAUUAUAAACCCAUUUGAAACAGAGCAACAGGAGCUAAUAAGUUUUGGCAAGUGGUGUAAUGGUUGGAAAUGAUGUUGCGGAUACUCUUCUGAACGCAGAGAACAUUGGGGAGCAACAGUUUUUGGAAUUUACGAAAACGAAUUUGUUGAGCGAAGACCCUGACAUCUUUACGAAGUUGAAAAAGAACAAACUUCAGACAUUUUCCUCAACAAAAUCCGUAUAUUUGAACAACAAAGAAGGAAAGAAGGUGAACAUCAUGUUAAACAGAAACUUGUUUGCUCGAUUAUUGGUCAUUGCUAAGAGUCGGCAUGUCGAUCUAAAUGAAUUGCUCUCGUACAGCCUUGGUACAUAUCCUCUUUCGUUGUCUACGGCAACUGGAAGACUUGUGAAAACUGCCUAGUCUAAACUUGCUGAAGUAUUGGAAAAUGAAUCUGGAAAUCCAGAAGUCAAUGUUUGUGCAUUUAACAACAAUGCACUGAUUGUAGAUGCUAUGGCAGUUAUUCAGGCGAUGAAAGGAAAAUGGAAAACAUUUGGCGAAUUUGCAGAUGCUCUUUUAAACAACCUCAUAAUGCUAGCACGAAAGUAUAAUUCCAAACGAUUAGAUUUCGUUGCAGACAGGUAUCCUCUGUUGAGUAUAAAGAAUGCUGAGAGACAACGAAGAGCUGAAAAAGGAGUCCAGAAAGUUCACAUCUUUUGAAAAGAUCAGAGUGUUCCAAAACAGUGGGAAAAGUUUUUAAGUUGCGGUGAAAACAAGGAAUCCCUCAUAUCUUUCUUAUGUGAACACUGGAGGUCAUGUAACUCCUCUCGGUGGUGCUCCAUUUCAACUAUGUACGUAACUGCUGAAGAAAGAUGCUAUGUUUUAAAUCCCGGUGAUUCCCCGAACGAUCGUGUUACCAGUAAUGAGGUGGCUUCGCUUCAUAGCAACCACGAAGAAGCAGACACUCGUUUAAUUCUACAUGCUAACCACGCAGCAGCAACGUACGAUAAAGUUAUUAUCAACAGCUCUGACACAGAUGUUCUUAUACUUGCGAUUGCCAUGCAACAACAGAUACAGAAAGAGAUUUUCUUUUUGACUGGCACGGGAGAUAGACGUCGUUGCGUAUCUGUAGCAAUUAUCUCGAAAUUCUUGGGCGUGGAUGUUGCUCUUUGUUUACCAGGCUUUCAUUAGAAAAUAUAUUUUUUUUCCCGCUUAACGCUUAGGUUGUGACUGUACGAGCUCUUUUCACGGAAAGGGGAAAAAACUGCGUGGAAAACAUUGGCUGAAUUGCCUGAGUUUGUUGAGUGCUUUUCAAUGCUUGGAAGAAACUUCCCUCCUUCAGAAGAUCUUGUCAAUGAGCUGAACAAAUUUACUUGUUUAUUGUAUGGAGACAAAGCCUCAACAAGUGUGGAUGACUCUAGAUAUGCCUUUUUUAAGGCAGGAAAAUGUUCCGAUGACGUCUUGCCUCCAACUUGCGAUAGCCUUGUCCAACAUAUAUAUAGAGCAAAUUUUCAAGCAGCAUCAUGGUAUCAGUGUUUAAGGGCAGAAGUCGAUCUUCCAUCACCUGCUGGCAAUGGCUGGACGCUUGACGAUAAAGAGCUGGAGAUAACUUGGAUGACACGCCCACCCGCUCCGCGAUCUUUAAUUGAGUGUGUUGAGUGUAAAUGCAAGACUGGGUGCUCGACCAUGCGUUGUUCCUGCAAAAAGGCUGACUUAAUGUGCACCGACCUAUGUUCGUGUGGUGAUUGCCAGAAUGCAGUUGUUGAAGAUGGUAAUGACGAUGAUAGCAGUUAUGGCCUGGCUCAAUCUGAUGACGAUGAUGAACUGGAUCUGGAUUUCGGAGAUGGCGAAGAUGAUGAGUUGUGGCAUUAGCUGUCCAAUUGAAAGAGUUAAGUUGAACAUUUUAUUUGUGUCCUAAACUUUUAAGGUGCUCGUAAUUCUCCAACAAUUUAGGGCAUGGGAUAGCAGGCAAGGGUCACGUAAUCUCGCAAGAAAUAUCGAAGUUUUUAUUGUUAAAUGUACAUAUAUUGAUAUUUGGUUGACAUUGAUUUAAGAUAUGCAGUAUGUUGUUUCUGUAUUACAUAGUUUUAACUAGCAAGUUAGUUUAUUAUAAAGGAGAGGAGUAGCAUCAGUGUAUAGGAUUAGUAAGGCUGUAGGAUAAUGCGUUCUUUCAUUAUUUGUAAAAUUCCAGGCCUUGUUGUCUGCCAAGUUUGUGUCUUCUUUUCAGGUCAAAGAAAGAAAGAUCAUCACAAUGGAAGAGUUACCAAAAUUCAAUUACAAGAAGAAAGAGAAGUGCUAGCUUUUAACCUCCAAAAGCGUUGCUGCAGCAUGGGAGGGAGAACACGUUCCAGAUUUUUCCAGACGGGUUUUUCCUGGUUUUCGUGUACGGCUCAGCAACAUGGUAUUAAAACAUCAGGCUGAUAUCAACUUUGUGGAUUGAUGAUAAGAUAAAGGCGUUUGGUAAUCAACUUUUUCAAGAAACUGAGAUUUUGUAAAUAGUUUUGUUGAG